Bactrocera dorsalis (oriental fruit fly) is the source of this 1497-nucleotide messenger RNA. RefSeq lists its product as uncharacterized. The transcript has a single exon. NCBI's taxonomy places the organism in Eukaryota, Metazoa, Arthropoda, Insecta, Diptera, Tephritidae. Gene Ontology annotation, biological process: protein peptidyl-prolyl isomerization. Bases 173 to 1213 code for a protein of 346 amino acids. Gene Ontology annotation, molecular function: peptidyl-prolyl cis-trans isomerase activity. The record is from RefSeq and is a predicted model, not a curated record.
UUUCAUUGGGUAUUCCGUUAGUUCACAAGAUAUGUAAAUUUUCUGUUUUUUCGUUCUCAAAAUUUUCAAACUUUUUUGUAAUUUUAUUGUCUAAUAAUUAAGAAAGAAACGAAAAAUAGUGGAUAUAAAUUAUUUGUGUGUGUAUUUAUGAAAUUUUAGUCGAGUCUUCAGCAUGCCUGCCAAAGUCACCACCCUUGAACAGAUCGUCCGUUACAAGCGGAAGAAAAAGCUCUACAAUAUGACGCCCUUGUUUCUUUACAAUUACUACAAACAUCGCUGUCGCGUCAAGAAUGCCAAAAAAUACGUGGAUGAUUCGCCACCGAUUUUGCACUUAACAAAUAUAAUGAAUCUGAAGAAUAAUUACCUCGACAUGUCGGCCAUUUCGGAUAUUAUGCGCACGAAUACCGAAAUUUUGGAAUAUUUCGGACGAAUGCAAAUUUUGGGCCGCAAGGGCUCUUGGAAUGAUUCUUUCGAUGCGCAAUGGCGCUAUUCACGUAUGGCCUCUAUGCUCAGAUCUUUGGAAGCUAUUGAGAAAGAGAAUCACUUCAUAGCGAAACGUGUGCUGAGCGCGCAAAAAAUUGUGAAUACUAAUUUGAGACCACUCUCAGCGAGUUAUGCUGACUUUCGUACCCCCAAAGAGAUCUUAAGCAAAUACAAAUCCGAAAUUAUCUUAGCUCCUAGAUGCUCCGAACAACGUUUACUGCUGCGUCCAAUUGUUUACUUUGACUUGGAAGUUGUUAGUCUCUAUCCUAUCGGCCGUUUUAUCGUACAACUUUACACCGAAGCAUUCCCACAAGCUGUACUCGCAAUGGUGCGUACGUGUCACUUACAAAAAUUACAUAGGCUUAAAUUAAUACGCGCCUUUCCCAAUCUUUGGGCCGAAUUCGAACUUAAACUAGAUCCGAAAGACAUGGACUUGACUAAAGAAUCGCACAUCGAAUAUGAUAGGCGUGCGUUGAAACAGAACUUAAGUUCAGGUAUAUUAUCCUUCUCACUCAAGCAUAUUGCUACAUUGCGUAAGGGUAUUUUAAGUUUUUCGCUGAGCUUUAGACCGCUGUCAGUGGAGAUGAAGGAUCGUGUGGCUUUCGGUGCUUUGAUCAGAGGCAAGCGUGGUCUCUAUUUGCUGGAGAGUAACGGCACUAAGCAUGGCAAACCGAUGAAGAGAGUUAUUGCAACGGCGAUGGGUAUAAAUCCAGGAGAGUCCUCUACAUAGUACAACAAGUGUUUUAAGGAUAGAUUUUUGGUACUCAGAUUACUAUGUUCUUAUGUCAUCUCUCUCUCACUAAGGUUUGUUGAAGCGUAUCUUUUAAGGGCGGUGAAGGUUAAAUUGAAUUUGUGAAAUGCAGUUUAAUUCUUGUUUUUGGAAUAAGUUUUAAAUUAUUUUAAGCAUAACCAAAAUUGUAUUGUAUUUAAGCUAAGACUAAAUUUGAUGUCAGCUCGUGUAUUGAAAUUCUAUAGAGACGAAUAUACAAUCUAUAGCAAAGUACUUAAUAAAAG